This is a messenger RNA of Aureobasidium pullulans EXF-150, 1248 nucleotides long. RefSeq lists its product as uncharacterized. The record is from RefSeq and is a predicted model, not a curated record. Lineage: Eukaryota; Fungi; Ascomycota; Dothideomycetes; Dothideales; Saccotheciaceae. Bases 1 to 1248 code for a protein of 415 amino acids. The transcript has a single exon.
AUGAGCUGCCUCACGAGAAAAGUCUUGACCAGUCGCAGGCCAGUGGGUUUCACGCCCUUGUCUUUGCAGAAUUUUCCUGUACACCGUCAGAAAGUGGACUCCACACGGGCCAGAGUUCAGGAGGAUCCUGGAGCCCGAAGGAAACGUCUGGACUCCGGCCACAAUAGGUUGACUUCGGAGGAGUUCCUUUGCAACAGAUGUUAUACAAAGCCAAGUUGGUCUGAAGUUAUGCCCGAAGGUUAUGAAGAUGUCACGACCAUGAGAGGGCUUGCCAAACGACGGAAAGAGCUCGACAUUGUAGCUCCUGCUUCAACAAACCACACACCUCCGGCAUCUCCGCUACUUUUGCAGUCCACUCUGAAUCGUCCAAAAUCCACAAAGCCAGUCAGCCCAUCUCAAAUCCCAUUCUCCCGAGCCUUCUCCACCUCCCCUAGAAGCAAAGACCUCGUCGCUCGGAAGAAAGAGCUCGAUGGACUGGUAGCUGGCGACAUGCUCGCUGGUCCUUCCUCUCACCAUCAGCACCGACCAGAAAUGUCUCGCUCGAUCCCAAAACAUCCUACCACAAGUCCAUCGACCAACACAUCCGUCUCACCACCUCGAAGUUUUUCCACCACCGCCGUUCAUCCCAGAACAAGCAAACUACCCAGCAUCACACUCAUGUCCACGCGAAGCUUCUCUCACAGCUCUGCCAAAGAUUUAACCAAAACUUCACCCAAGCUUUGGGAAUACCACAGAGUCAAAGGGGAUCCAGAAGCUCUCCGCGAGUACUACGACAGAAAGGCCGAGCGAAUGAAAAAACGCUACGACGAAAAUCCUGAUGUGCGCGAAAGGACCAAAAUAUAUUCAAGACGUCGAUGGGAUGUCACUCGGACUAACGAGGGCUUUCGCAUGGCCAUGCGCAUAGGAGCUUGGGUUCGCACGCAUGCUUGGGUACGCGAGCAUCUGCCAUGGAAGACCCACCAUCCACUCCGAUACGAUAAGCCCGUCGAGCACUAUUGCAUGGGCUGUAAACAUAUCAGAAGUGGUGGUUCGUAUCUUUGGUGGCAAGCCAAACGCGAUGUCCCAGAGACCGGGACUGACGCCGCCAGCUAUCUUUGCCAUGGGUGUUACGUGCCAAAAGAUAAUUGGCGUGCAGCAAUGCCUCAAGGCUACGAGGACGUCAAUACUUACGAUGAAAUGAAGGCACGCGGAAAACGGCUUGGAGUGACUGGAGUUGCAGAACACAUGGCGUUGGAUGAUGGGAUCUAG